Molecule: messenger RNA, 2420 nt
Organism: Paramuricea clavata
Lineage: Eukaryota; Metazoa; Cnidaria; Anthozoa; Malacalcyonacea; Plexauridae
Source: the annotation of a GenBank genome assembly
AUGAACAAUUUAGGCAAAGAACUGUCGGAUAAAUUUGUGUAUUGUGCCUACUUUUCACGUGUCUUUUAUGGUCCGGGUAUACAGAAAAGCAUCGAAGUUGACGGCGAGCUAUUGUCAACUGUUGAACACUGUAUGUACAGCACAAUGGUUCGAAUGUUUGUUGGAAUGGGAAAGAAAGGAGAAGCAGUCGCUGCGUGCGAGAAGCUGACAGCCAAUCCAAUAGUUGUUCAUGAUGCAAUUUACGGCAAACGUCCUUCCAGUAUCCCAUACCUUAUCGAAGCCUGGCAUCGCAAGUUGUUGUCUCUUUUGAGUGAUGAAGAUCAAAAGCAACUUCAGAAUUGUGAAUUUCCGUUAUCUCCAGCAAAUAUUUUCAAAUUGUAUUACAUGCUUAACGAAUACACCUUGGCAAUGAAAUACUACACGAACGAGACGCAAUCACCCGACUUGAUCGAAAUUAAAAUUUCAUGCUUGCGCUUAGCUGGAAAUGAGUUAGUGGAAAUGGAUAGAGGAAAGGAAGCAUUGUUAUGUUUCGUGGAAUUCCUUAGAAUGCUUCAAACAAAAGAGGGAUUUCUCGACAAGCCUUUUUAUGAUAUUGUGCAAUCCUUGCAAGAUAUUCUUUUUCAAAUGAAUAUUACAUUUUCCGCUUGUUGGGAAUGAUGAUGGCAUGCGAAAGAGGGAAUCUUGAUGGUGCAAUUCAGUGUUAUGAACGAUGCCUUGAGCUGCAUGAAGAUAUGACCCUUGGCCAAGACCUUGCGGCAAGUCUGGCUGACUUUUCUCAAUCAAAAGCGUCAACAGUUGACAUAAAAAACCAAUAUUCCUGCAAACUACAGUGAACCUUGUUCUUUAUUUGGUGCAGAAGCUGUUUAAAAAAACUGCCGAAUUGACACCAUUUGUAGAAUGCUCGUUUGGGUCACUUUUGUUGAAAUUGGAACGUUAUCAUGAAGCUGUUAAACAUUUUGAAAAUGUUAUAAAAAGAGCAGAUCACGAAGCUAUGGAAUGUACGGACGUAGACAAGCCGUUGCUCGACGUUUGCCUUCGUCGUGAAAUUGAAGCUAGCGGCAGUAUUACCAUUCCAGUGAAAGUCCGCGCUUUCUACGAGUUAAUUUUAACGUAUAUGAAAUUGAAUGAAGUGGGAAAAGCCCAAGAAGUUGCGCUCCGAUUGGAGAAUUAUGUUGAACGUUUUCAACGCACUCCAGAGAUUUAUCUGGCUCUGUCUAUUGUAGGAUAUGCCAACAAACUAAUUGAAAACAAAGAAAAAGCCGCGGAGAUAUUUGUUUUGGUAUUGGAGAUCAUCCCUGGACAUUUAUGCAGCACAGUGGUCCGAGCGUUUGUUGAAAUUGGAAAGAAAAGAGAAGCAGUAGCUGCGUGCGAGAAGCUGACAGCCAACCCAGUAGUUGUUCAUCAUGCAAUUUACGAGAAAACGUCCUUCCAUUACCCCACACCUGAUCGAAGUUUGUCAUCGCGAGUUGUUGUCUCUUUUGAAUGAUGAAGACCGAAAGCAACUUCAAAAUUGUGAAUUUCCGUACGUUAUCUUCAGCAAAUAUUUUCAAAUUGUAUUACAUGCUUAACCAAUACACCUUGGCACUGAAAUACUACACGAACGAGACGCAAUCACCCGACUUGAUCGAAAUGAAAAUGUCAUGCUUGCGCUUAGCUGGAAAUGAAUUAGUACAAAUGGACAGAGGAAAUGAAUCAUAUUCAAACUUCAAGCAAUUUCUUGCAAUGCUUCAAACUAAAGAGGGAUUUCUGGACAAGCCCUUUCAUGCUCAAUGCGCAACCCUUGCACGAUAUUCUUUUGCGAAUCAAUAUUACAUCGAAUCAAUAUUACAUUAGCUGCGUGCGAGAAGCUGACAGCCAACCCAGUAGUUGUUUAUGAUGAUGCAAUUCACAGGAAACCUCCUUCCAGUAUCAUAUACCUUAUCGAAACCUGUCAUCGCGAGUUGUUGUUUCUUUUGAGUGAUGAAGACCGAAAGCAAUUUCGGAAUUGUGAAUUUCCGUUAUCUCCAGCAAAUAUUUUCAAAUUGUAUUACAUGCUUAACGAGUACUCCUUGGCACUGAAAUACUACCCGAACGAGACGCAAUCACCCGAUUUGAUCGAAAUGAAAAUGUCAUGUUUGCGCUUAGCUGGAAAUGAGUUAGUGGAAAUGGAUAGGGAAAAUGAAUCAGAUACAUACUUCACGCAAUUUGUUGCAAUGCUUCAAACUAAAGAGGAAUUUUUGAACAAGCCCGUUCAUGCUGAAUGCGCAACCCUUGCAGGAUAUUCCUUUGCAAAUCUAUAUUACAUUUUCCGCUCGUUGGGAGAGAUGAUGGCAUGCGAAAGAGGGAAUCUUGAUGGUGCAAUUCAGUGUUAUGAACGAUGCCUUGAACUGGAUGAAGAUUUUACCCUUGGCCAAGACCUUGUGGCAACCCUGCAUGGCUGA